Penicillium macrosclerotiorum is the source of this 729-nucleotide messenger RNA. RefSeq lists its product as uncharacterized. Bases 1 to 729 code for a protein of 242 amino acids. The transcript has 3 exons. NCBI's taxonomy places the organism in Eukaryota, Fungi, Ascomycota, Eurotiomycetes, Eurotiales, Aspergillaceae. The record is from RefSeq and is a predicted model, not a curated record.
AUGACCGCGCUUCCCAUUUCUGCAUCGAUGUCUACUGUAACAUCCGAAGCUUUCUCCUCCUCCACCCGCACUCCCCCCAUCGACAUCAUGCAGUCUCCGUUUAGCUAUGCCGACUCAGCCUACUCCUCCUCCCCAGGUGGCAUGGACUUCUUCUUCUAUGGCCCUCCCCAGCCAAUCUAUGAGACCAAUAUGUGUGACUUCGAUGCCUCAGCGAGUCCAUUUGCUGUGUCCGAGAUGGUCCCUGAAGCCGCAUACUCCUUCACCAGCUCACCCUACAUGUACUCCUCCAUGAAUGAUGUCUCGCCGCCCGUCUAUGAUCCUACCACCAUGGCAACCAGUGUGCCCAGCUCGGCCAGCAGUAGCUGCGGCAGUACCUGUGGGAAUAACACCUGGAACGUGCCCGAAGAAGUCACCAUGCCCUCUUACCCCAUCGGCCCAUCCUGCGAUGACUCCUGUCCCGACUCUCCUUCCACCCAGUCCAAACCAACCAAGCCCUUCGGUUGCGAUAAUUGCGGCAAGUCGUUCACUCGCUUCGCGGACCUGAAGCGACACCAGACCAGUGUCCACUACCCGGUCUUUCGCAAUUGCCCCGUGGAACACUGCUCCCGCAAGGGCAGCAAUGGGUUUCCCCGGCAGGACCACCUUGUCGAGCACCUGCGUUCCUAUCACCACUUGGAUGUGCCGAAGCGACGGGCGUUGAAGCGCUCUGCCAAAGACGCAACACUCUAG